AUGGAGGAUUCAAGCCAUUCUAGUUCAGUGGUGGAAGACCCUCUAUCUCCUCCUGCUAGAAGAGGAGGAUGGAGAGCCAUAAUGUUUAUAAUAGGGAAUGAGACUUUCGAGAAAGUGGCUUCCAUGAGUUUGAUUUCCAAUAUUUCAGUGUAUCUGAAAACGGAAUACAAUAUGGGAGGUGUCUCUGUUGUUAAUGUGGUUAAUAUCUGGUCUGGAUUCUCCAAUAUUACUGGUGUUGCUGGUGCCUAUAUUGCUGAUGCUUGUCUGGGCAAAUUUCUUACGCUCCUCUUCGGCUCCAUAGCAUCAUUUCUGGGCAUGGCUAUGAUGACCCUGGCCUCAGCUGUACCUCGUUUUAGACCCUCAGCCUGUGAAGGUGAGUCUAAUUGUCCUCAACCUCAAGGCUGGCAACUUGCUAUCCUUUUUGCAGGCCUUGGCAUGUUAUCUAUAGGAGCAGGAGGCAUAAGGCCCUGCAACAUUUCAUUUGGUGCUGAUCAAUUCGACACUUCUACAAAGAAAGGAAGACAACAACUAGCGACUUUUUUCAAUUGGUGGUACUUCUUCUUUACUGUUGCCCUCGUAGUAGCCCUCACUGCAGUUGUCUAUGUUCAGACCAAUAUCAGCUGGGCUGUAGGCUUUGCAAUCCCAACAGCUUGCCUUGCUUUAUCCACUAUUAUUUUCUUGAUUGGCUACAAUACUUACAACUAUGUGAAGCCUCAAGGAAGUAUAUUUGUAGACAUGGUCAAGGUGAUUGCUGCUGCCAGUAAGAAGCGUCGUUUUACUAUAACACCAGGGUGGGAUUACCCUUUGUACAAUCCUCCUGUAGCAGGAUCAGAUCCAUCAGCAAUGGAACUCCCACACUCUGAGUGGUUCAAGUUCCUUGAUAAGGCUUCUAUAAUCACUGAUCCAAGUGAAUUGGACAACCACGGUAUGGCUAAGAAUUCUUGGAGGCUAUGUAGUUUGCAAACAGUGGAGCAACUGAAAUGCUUACUGGCAGUUUUGCCUGUUUGGGGAUCGGCAAUUGUUUAUUCCAUUGUUUUAGAGCAAUGCAGUACAUUUGGCAUCCUUCAAGCGAUUCAGGUGAGCAACUCGAUUGGUUCACAUUUCAAAAUUCCAGCCGGUUGGAUGAACCUGGUGCCCAUGCUUGUAGUAGCAGUAUGGAUCUUCAUAUACGAGUGUAUUUACAUCCCUCUGGCACGGAAAAUCACCAAACAGGAUAAAAGAUUGACGAUACAACAAAGACUUGGCACUGGCUUUGUGAUGUCGAUCCUUAGCAUGCUGGCUUCUGGGAUUGUUGAGAAAAAGCGGCGUGAUUCAGCUUUGAGCCAUGGUUUAUUUGCUUCACCCUAUAGUCUCGCACUGCUCUUGCCGCAGUUUGUCCUAGCAGGUUUGGCACAAGCAUUUGCUUCGGUGGCUUUAAUGGAAUUCUUGACCACGCAAAUGUCAGAAAGCAUGAGGACUGUGGCGGGGGCACUAUUCUUCCUCGCCCUAUCCAUAGCAGGCUACCUAGGCUCCCUUCUUGUCACAAUUAUCCAAAAUGUAACCGAGAAGUUUGGCAAAACACCAUGGUUGGGUGGCAGUGAUCUUAACAAAAACAAGCUUGAUCUCUACUACUACGUCAUAGCCACUCUUGGAGUUGUAAACUUAUUGUACUUCUUAUUCUUUGCCUCCCGUUAUGUGAUAAAUAGCAGUGAUGAAAAUAGGACAGAGAUGCGAUUGAAGAGGCCUGGUGCUCGCGGAUCAAGAAGCACAUCCCAAUGUGGAUUAGCGGACGAAGAAAAGGUCGUUGGAAUUGCAUGAUAGAAAAACUGAUUACGGAUGCUACUCUGCUGGUUCGGUUUCCAAAGGAACCUUAUAGAUUU
Molecule: messenger RNA, 1859 nt
Organism: Theobroma cacao (cacao)
Lineage: Eukaryota; Viridiplantae; Streptophyta; Magnoliopsida; Malvales; Malvaceae
Source: RefSeq, a predicted model, not a curated record